Williopsis jadinii is the source of this 2031-nucleotide messenger RNA. RefSeq names its product Ptr3p (gene PTR3). Gene Ontology annotation, molecular function: protein binding. The transcript has a single exon. NCBI's taxonomy places the organism in Eukaryota, Fungi, Ascomycota, Saccharomycetes, Phaffomycetales, Wickerhamomycetaceae. The record is from RefSeq and is a predicted model, not a curated record. The coding region runs from base 85 to 1977 and encodes 630 amino acids.
CACAACAUCAUCAGUGUUGACUACUGUGACCUCGUUUACGGUUAACAAUAUAAUUCAGGCUAUUGUUACCAGAGCAUUUAUGAGAUGGAAGCGACGGACUGUGCUGAUAAUUUACUCAAAGAAUCCGUACUACAAGCGCUGUCGUUGCCUUCAUCUCUUGAUAACAACUUUAACGUUAUAUCAUCCCCAGUUAAUGACGCCUAUAUGGUGAGCUGCGCGGACUGCAUAUCCGAAUCUCUAGCGAGAAUACUGCUCAAGAUGGAUGGUACCUUGGAGUGUCCGACUUGUCACGAGCGUGUUACCAUGGUGGGACCUGUGGAACCUUUACGGCGUAUCUACAAUCUGGUAUCAGAUGAUACAGACAACCAAUAUGGGCAUGAGGAAAAGAAGGAAAAUCUGUUGUCUUUGUUCUACUCCAUUGCAAACACGGUAAACCAGCAAACCACUGUACCUACAUCGUCGAAGUCUAAAAGGCUUCAGCGACCAAGUGAGGCCUCGAUGUCAAAGAAGAGUGACAUUCUGGUCACCUCGAGGUCUUCAUCGAACCUGUCCAAGCUUUCUUCAAACCCCUCGUCAAACCUGUCCAAGUUACCUUCCUCUUCCCUUUCGAUGAAACACAGCUCAAAUGCAUCAAUACACACACAUUCAACGCAGUCAAUGUCCACACUCCCUACUGCUAUGGUUCAAGGAGCCGCACCUCAGCCACAACUGUCAUCUAUCAAAUCACCAAUACAGAAGAAUAAGGAAUUCUUCUUUGUGAAGUGCUUCCCCACAUAUAGACGCCAUUAUCAGUACAGUACGCAUUCGAAGUUUCUGAAGGCGAAAUCGAAAACGUUCAUUCAAACAAGGAUCUCACCAGGUGCACAAUUUUUCGCAUUACUGUCCCCAAGGAAGUGGGAAGUCUACGAGAUUCCAGAAGACCCUUCAAAACCACCAGUUUUACGCUGUGUAGGGAAAUCCACUGGUGAGUAUGGCCCAAACUUUGAAAAUUUAGAAAAACCACCCAUGAAUGAGUUGAGAGAAGGUAACACUAAUGCCAAUGACUUCUUGAAGAAAUUAGCUGAUUGGGAACACCUGUAUUGCUCUAUCUCGGACUCUUAUCUUGUCAUUUCAGGAACCCAUGGAAUUUUAAGGGUUUAUGAUUUGGGCUAUCGUGGGAGACCAGUCUAUCUAUACGCAUCCAACUUCCCAAUCCGUUGUAUUGACAUCUCUCCCUCGUCAGAGCUUGUCGCUUAUGGCAUUACGGGUAAAGACCGCGUGAGUGGAGCUGAGCAUGCACUUAUUAUGAUGCACAAGCUAAAUUUCAACAAUGGAUUGUUAUUCAAAGUGGAUUCUACAACUGUGAAACUCCCUUACAGGGAUCCGAUAAACAAAGUCUCGUUCUCUACGGAUUCGAAUUAUCUGUCGUGUUCCACAGCAUUGGAGUCAAGGUUCCUAACAGUCUUGGUUAAAGAUGCUGAGCACCCAAAACUUGUUAUGAAAUCUUUAAGAACACUGGAUACUUCUUUAGAGUCCGAAGGUAUCACAGAUAUCAAGAUGUUUGACAACAGUCGAUUUAUGUGUGUCACAUCGGUGGCCUUUAACGCAUCUCCCAUCAUCGUGGACAACAACAUUGCACUAACAAACGGUUUAGAAACAGUUGCACAACCAAAGCUUGUGAUGAAACUUUCAGAAGUUGGAACCCAAAUUCACAAGUGUGCAAUUUCGCCUAGAAAUGACGCGGUGGCAUUUGUUGAUAGAAAUGGAACAGUUUACUUAAUGAACUCCACGAGAAUGGACCAGGACCACAAGAGAUUUUUCAUAGUGGAUCAAGUGAGUAAUGCAUUUCGUGAAAGGGAAUCUGCUAGUGCAAUGUUCAGCGCCGACGGACACAGGCUGUAUCUCGUUGAUAGGAAGGGAAUCCUUUAUGUUAACGAUUUUGCAUCCGGCUUGCCAAAAGAUCCAGAGAUUACUCGCUGUAAACCUCUUGAGAGAUGAAAAACGUUUGUAUUAUACAUUGCAUAAUUAAUAAUAGCAUAUCAUUAACAUGGA